Exophiala aquamarina CBS 119918 is the source of this 1872-nucleotide messenger RNA. RefSeq names its product fungal AP-1-like factor. Gene Ontology annotation, cellular component: RNA polymerase II transcription regulator complex. The record is from RefSeq and is a predicted model, not a curated record. The transcript has 3 exons. Lineage: Eukaryota; Fungi; Ascomycota; Eurotiomycetes; Chaetothyriales; Herpotrichiellaceae. Bases 1 to 1872 code for a protein of 623 amino acids. Gene Ontology annotation, molecular function: transcription cis-regulatory region binding; DNA-binding transcription activator activity, RNA polymerase II-specific.
AUGUCGCUGCGCGCAUCGAGUGACCUCUACCUGUCCUCUGAUCAACAAGACCUUUUGAUGGCCGCAUUGAACUCCAAUCAAUCUUCCGAACUGAAGUCGGGAUCUAGUACACAAAAGACCACCCCGCAAGCAUCCUCUUUCACUCCAAACAUGUCUAGCGCUCCAGGAUCCGGUCAUCUAGACUUCUCGGAUGAGAGUCCCUACCUCGAUUUUGACCCCGACGGCGACUUUGACGAUUCCUUUGGGUACGAUGAAUCCGGUCGGAUGAUCGGCGAUUUACCCGGCGAUUUGCAUGAUAAGCGCAAAAGUAUGGAUGGACAAGAUGACGAUGACGAAGGUGGCGGCAAGAGACGUGAAGGUGAAGACAAGACAGCCAAAAAACCGGGUAGGAAGCCACUGACAGUUGAACCCACCUCUAAACGCAAAGCACAAAACCGUGCUGCACAGAGAGCGUUCCGCGAAAGGAAAGAAAAGCAUUUGAAAGAUUUGGAGACAAAAGUUGAAGAUCUUGAAAAAGCCUCGGAAUCUGCAACCCACGAAAAUGGUCUCUUGAGAGCCCAAGUUGAACGCUUGCAGGUGGAAUUGAAGGAAUACCGGAAGCGAUUGUCCUGGAUCAGCAGCAAUGGCUUGAACAGAUCGCAAUCCAUGGUGCAAGACCAAAGCCGGAAGUCAGUCACCAACAACAACAACCAGAACGACUUUCAAUUCGAGUUUCCCAAGUUUGGCGACCUUCCUCCGAUGCCCGCCACCAAUCUUUUUAAUAAUGCCAGUGCCCCAAAACAGCAGACUGCUGCUAAUAAGAGAUCAGCAAGCAAUGGAACGUCAAAUUCGCUUGCCAUGAGUCAGACUAAUGGAGCUCGUCGCUCUAAUUCGGCAACCCCUCAACAGAAUCAGCCAGCCAGAUUUGGCUCCUUGAGCCAAUCACCUAUCAGCAGCGCAUUCUCUGCGUCACCUCAGCCUCAGAACCAGCAAAAGGACCAAGGUAGUGUGGAUAGCCUGACAGGGCUGUUCAGUCCAUCCAUCUUGGAAGCCAGCCGACAUACCUCUCUCGGAGGCUAUUUCCCACAGACUGCCUUCAACGCGAACUCGCAGUCUGGCCGUCGCAGUCUAGAUGGCGGUGCCAUGGCUAAUGGACCGGGAGUCUACUCCAACUCAAGUAUAUCAAAUUCCGACUCGCCUGGGUCCUCAGUUGAAUCGCAGAAUGCGAUCUCGUCCAUUGGCACUUCCCCAGAACCAAGCCUCAACUCUCCAGCCAACAAACUGACAGAGUUCAACCUCAACCCUAUCACAGAGGAGAAUCAGCUUCCAUUUGGAGGUAAGGACUACCUUUGCAAACAAAUAUCACAGGCCUGCGGCUGCGUUGAUGACCCAGUCCCUCCAAUAUUGAACCUGUCUAAUGGCAAAUCGUUAGGCUUCGCUGGUGAUACCGGCUUCGACACAAAUGGCAUCAACUGGCUUGCACAGCAGAACAACAACGGCUUCGACCCAGUCCUAUUUGGCGACUACCGGGAGACCCAGGACAAUGUUCUUGCCCAAGACUUUGGCUCUUUCUUCAAUGAUGCUUAUCCUUUACCGGAUCUGGGUAGCCCGUUACACAACUACAAUGAUGUGACAGCAGAGCCGCCCGCAAAGAAUGACCUCAUGAGACAGGUGAACUUGGCGAAGGAUGGUGAAGAAGUGGUGCCUAAUAACGAUAAACCCAUGACCUGCAACAAAAUUUGGGAUCGUCUCCAAUCCAUGGAAAAAUUCCGCAACGGUGAGAUUGAUAUCGACAAUCUCUGUAGUGAGCUUCGGGCAAAAGCAAAAUGCUCCGAGGGCGGUGCGGUGGUUGACAAGAAAGAUGUGGACAAAAUUCUAGGAUCUGCCAGAUAA